Messenger RNA from Brachypodium distachyon (stiff brome), 3135 nucleotides. Its product is annotated as chaperone protein ClpC2, chloroplastic. Lineage: Eukaryota; Viridiplantae; Streptophyta; Magnoliopsida; Poales; Poaceae. Bases 186 to 2948 code for a protein of 920 amino acids. The record is from RefSeq and is a predicted model, not a curated record. The transcript is spliced from 10 exons. Gene Ontology annotation, cellular component: cytoplasm. Gene Ontology annotation, biological process: cellular response to heat. Gene Ontology annotation, molecular function: ATP binding; ATP hydrolysis activity; protein binding.
AAAAUAAAGAAAGGAAACGGCAAAUUCUCUUCUCUUCUUUGCUUGCUUGUUGGGCACCCCCAACCAAGCGACUCUUCUUCUCUCCUCCUCCCCUCCUCUUCUUAUCUCCUUGGGAGCAAAAACGAAACAAGGCCGCGCUUCUCUCUCACCCUCUCCUCGCAGGUUUGGGGAAGCUAUUUCUGACCAUGGCAGGGACCUUACUCCUGCCAGUUGCUCUAGGGUCAACUUUUGCAGGCCGUGCAAGCGGUCAGCGCUGGAAGUCUCAUGGCACCAGGAGGCCUGCCUCGAUGUUAGCCAUGUCAUUGAACCGUCCGGUUAGGAUGGCAGCAUUUGUUGGUCUGAGAUCGGCACACAGCUUUACAGCCACACCUGCAUCCAACUACAGAUCGACAGUUGCAUCUUACAGAUCCUCCAGACGCGGACGACGUACUCGGUUUGUAACCAGAGCGAUGUUCGAGAGGUUCACUGAGAAAGCUAUAAAGGUCAUAAUGCUUGCACAGGAGGAAGCAAGGCGCCUGGGUCACAACUUUGUCGGAACAGAGCAAAUUUUGUUGGGUCUGGUUGGAGAAGGCACUGGUAUUGCUGCAAAGGUGCUCAAGUCCAUGGGUAUAAAUCUGAAGGAUGCCCGUGUGGAAGUGGAAAAAAUCAUUGGCAGGGGCAAUGGUUUUGUUGCUGUUGAAAUACCAUUCACGCCACGUGCAAAACGUGUUUUGGAGCUUUCAUUGGAAGAAGCUCGCCAACUAGGACACAAUUAUAUUGGGUCUGAGCACUUGCUUCUUGGACUGCUUCGUGAGGGUGAAGGUGUGGCAGCCCGUGUCCUUGAGUCUCUUGGUGCUGACCCUAGCAAUAUUCGAACACAGGUUGUCAGAAUGAUUGGCGAGACAACCGAAGCUGUUGGUGCUGGAGUUGGGGGAGGGAGCAGUGGUAAUAAGAUGCCAACACUCGAGGAGUAUGGAACUAAUUUGACGAAAUUAGCCGAGGAGGGAAAGCUAGAUCCUGUCGUUGGAAGGCAACCACAGAUUGAACGUGUUGUACAAAUUUUAGGCAGACGUACCAAGAACAAUCCAUGCUUAAUUGGAGAGCCUGGUGUUGGGAAGACAGCAAUUGCAGAAGGGCUUGCUCAACGUAUUUCUAGUGGGGAUGUGCCUGAGACGAUAGAAGGGAAGAAGGUUAUUACCCUUGAUAUGGGACUUCUUGUUGCUGGUACAAAAUACCGUGGAGAAUUUGAAGAACGGUUAAAGAAACUGAUGGAAGAAAUAAAGCAAAGUGAUGAGAUAAUUCUCUUCAUUGAUGAAGUUCACACCCUCAUAGGAGCAGGAGCAGCCGAAGGUGCUAUUGAUGCUGCUAAUAUCUUAAAGCCAGCAUUAGCAAGAGGAGAACUACAGUGUAUUGGAGCCACCACACUUGAUGAAUACAGGAAGCAUGUUGAGAAAGACCCAGCAUUAGAAAGGCGUUUCCAACCUGUAAAAGUGCCAGAGCCAUCAGUUGAUGAAACGAUAGAAAUUCUCAGAGGGCUUCAGGAACGAUAUGAGAUCCAUCAUAAACUUCGAUACACUGAUGAUGCUUUGAUUGCAGCUGCUAAGCUAUCUUAUCAGUAUAUCAGUGACCGUUUCCUCCCAGAUAAGGCAAUUGACUUGAUUGAUGAAGCAGGUUCACGUGUAAGGCUUCGACAUGCGCAGGUUCCUGAGGAAGCUAGAGAGCUUGACAAGGAGCUUAAGCAAAUAACAAAAGAUAAAAAUGAAGCUGUCCGUGGCCAGGAUUUCGAAAAGGCUGGAGAGUUGCGAGAUCGCGAAAUGGAACUGAAGGCUCAGAUAACAGCUCUCAUUGACAAGAGCAAGGAGAUGAUCAAAGCAGAGACCGAUUCAGGAGAGACCGGGCCAAUGGUCACCGAAGCAGAUAUCCAGCACAUUGUAUCAUCAUGGACUGGUAUCCCGGUGGAGAAAGUCUCAACUGAUGAAUCUGAUAAACUUCUUAAGAUGGAAGAGACAUUGCAUAAGCGUGUCAUUGGCCAAGACGAGGCUGUGAAAGCAAUAAGCCGCUCUGUUCGCCGUGCUCGUGUGGGCCUGAAGAACCCCAACAGGCCAAUUGCAAGCUUUAUUUUUGCAGGUCCCACUGGUGUUGGGAAGUCGGAACUUGCAAAGGCUCUCGCGUCGUAUUACUUUGGCUCCGAAGAAGCCAUGAUCCGGCUGGAUAUGAGUGAGUUCAUGGAGAGGCACACAGUAUCCAAGUUGAUCGGUUCACCACCAGGAUAUGUUGGAUACACCGAAGGUGGCCAGUUGACGGAGGCGGUUCGACGCAGGCCAUACAGCGUUGUGCUUUUUGAUGAGAUUGAGAAGGCGCAUCCGGAUGUCUUCAACAUGAUGCUCCAGAUCCUCGAAGACGGCAGGUUAACUGACAGCAAGGGAAGAACAGUGGAUUUCAAGAACACGCUUCUCAUAAUGACAUCGAAUGUUGGCAGCAGCGUCAUCGAGAAGGGAGGGCGGAAGAUCGGGUUCGACCUUGACUCAGACGAGAAGGACAGCAGCUACGGCAGGAUCAAGAGCUUGGUCGUCGAGGAGAUGAAGCAGUACUUCCGUCCUGAAUUUCUCAACCGUCUCGAUGAGAUGAUCGUCUUCAGGCAGCUGACCAAGCUGGAAGUGAAAGAUAUCGCUGAGAUCAUGCUACUGGAGGUCUUCAACAGGCUGAAGGCCAAGGAGAUCAACCUGCAGGUGACCGAGAAGUUCAAGGAACGGGUCGUCGACGAAGGCUACAACCCUAGCUACGGAGCACGGCCGCUAAGGAGGGCGAUCAUGAGGCUGCUGGAGGACAGCCUCGCGGAGAAGAUCUUGGCUGGGGAGGUCAAGGAGGGCGAUUCCGCCAUCGUUGAUGUUGACUCAGAGGGGAAGGUGAUUGUGCUGAAUGGCGAGAGCGGGCUGCCGGAGCUUCCAACCCCAGCCGUCACCGUGUAGUUCACACAGAUUAACUGUCCAACAUAUACAGCAGCGUUUUCAUUUCAUUCGAGCACAUAUCUCUUCAUAGUUAGUGUAUAACUGUAAACUGUACAUACAUUAUAUAUAUACAAUAUUUUUUUUGCGAGAGAAAGUAUAAUAUAUACAGUAUGCAUAUAUAUAAUCAAAAGGGAAACAUUGCUGGCGA